AUGUUGUUCUCUACGUUCUCGUUGAGUACCCUGGCCGAUGCUCCCACAACUGGUGCCCCCAAACUCCAGCGAUCAAGCAAGGGGGCCCUUGUACUGCCCAAAUCAGGGCUCGACCCACGCAGUCUGAAUUCAGAAAUUCACAUCACACAUUUGGCAUAUAACAGUGAGCAGAGGGAACAAGUAAGCAUGCUGUACGCCCUGUACCGGACCUCCCCAGGCCAAACACCCCUCACCGAUCACAUCUUCGAUGGCAAGAGUUUAGAUGACCAAAUACGCGCUGCAGACAUUCUUGAAACAACCGGAUUGGAUGCUAAUGCAUACCAGAGCUUGUCAAAUCGAUGGUCACUCCGCUGGAGUCGUGCAACUGGAUCAACAAUCAAGACGUGUCGCAUUCUGUAUCAAUGCACGUUGGGAUAUGAUCAUACGCAGCGAUCCACAAAAGCAGCCAAUGAAGUCAAGAGAACCAUACCAACAAAAUACACUGGGUGCCUUGCUCAUGUCAAGCUGACGGUGCGCACAUUUGUCACAGGUGAUCAUAUUCUACGGAUCCGUGGUCACUUGCAACAUAAUCAGGAAUGUUCGAACAGCCCAUUUGAGCGCAAACCUUGUAUCCCUCUCCAUCCUGAUGUGUUUGAGGUUGCUUUGAAGCAGUUGAAUGACGGCUCAACUAUUGCCGAUAUCAGACGCAAGAACCUCGAGAUGUGCAAAGCGGCAGCUUACCAACACUUCCCUACCAAUCUACAAUCCUCUCCCUUCCGAUGGGUCUUUCAGGCCUCAGAUUCUUGCUCUUUAUAUUGCAAACAUCAUCGCACAAAGGGUGUCGCUGUUAUUGAGGCACCCAAGAUGAACAUCAACAACUGGCUUGAUCCCGACUCGGAAAACUAUGAUGGUCAACUUGCUAAAUCCAUCUUCCACUACUCAGCCCGUUCUGCGCUAGGAGACCGUUUCGAGGUCUGCAUUGCUACACAGGAAAUGAAUGAGGCAGCAUGGCAGUACGGACACAAGAAGCAGAUCAUCCUCGAUGGUACCUUUGGUAUAUGCGACAAGCAGCUGCUUCUGUUCAUUGUGAUGGUUGUGGACCAUGAUAAAAAGGGUGUUCCUGUCGCAUUCAUGAUGUUCUCUGCCCCAGCCGGUAAUAAGCAGUCAUCAUUGGGAUAUGACAGUGAGAUACUCACUAAGCUCCUACACACAUGGAGAGACUCGCUGAAUGCUAAAAAGCCCCCUGGUGCCUCCUUAUUCACUCCCGUAUCUGCAAUCACCGAUACAGACCUGAAGGAGCGUGCAGCACUUGCGGCAGUCUUUAGCGGCAUCUUCUUGCUGAUCUGUCGUUUUCACCUACGGCAGUCAUGGAGAAACCAUCGCAACAGAGUACUGAAGGGAAAGCGUACAGAAUGGAUGGAUUUGAAGAAGCGAAUGAUGACACUUGAGGCGGCGCUACCAAAGACAGAGCAGCUUGUUGAUGCUCGGGGUCUGAUUCUACACGAGCGCAGACUCCUCGAGGCCGCUCUAGAAGAGUCUCCAGAAUCCUCGCAUGCAAUCUCAAAAGCAAUUACACACCUGGAUUAUCUUGACAACUACUGGCUAUCCGAGAACCUCUGGGAAAGUUGGUCUAAUCACAACCGCCGCGCCGUAGCAAACAUCUUGCUAUGCAAGAUCGAAGGUGUGAUACCUACAACCAAUCAUCUGGAAUCGUUCAACGGAGUCCUGAAGCAAACACACCUAAAGCACUGGCAGCACAGUGGCCGCCGUUUGCGUGUUGAUGUUCUUCUCAAUGUGUUGGUCCUCCACAUCCUUCCCUCGAUCUUCGAACAAAGGCAGAUGUACAAGGAUCAAAAUAACCACAUUGCAGCCCUCAUCCAACUGCUCCCAGGUGGGGCUUCUCUCCUAGAGGACGAUGAGCCUCCUCAAUCAGGAUUUUGUGCGCCAAAAGUAGCAUACCUGACUCCCGAUGUGCAACGCAAUGUCGAAGCACAGGCUCUGUUGGAUGCAGGUCAAGUGGAUGCCCCAACCGCGCUGCCAGGAAAUGUUGGACUGCUUCUUGCCUGCUACUCCUCCCACUCGCUUUCCGUUGAAAAGAAUCCCACUAUUUACAGCGUCCGGGUCGGCUUCAAUGGAGUCGUUUCCUGUUCGUGUCUCGAUUUCAGCUCCCAAGGGGGUGCCUGUAAACAUAUACGGGCUGCACUGCUUUUGAUCGCAGAACUUUGCAGCACAAGGGGGAUGUCUAUCCCAAAUAUCCCUAUCCCAAAAUCAGCCAACGAUGCGCUCAUUCUGCAACAAAGAGAAGUCCUUAUGAUCAAGAUUCGGUUGCCCAUAGCAUGGGCUGUCAAAGAAGUUGAACGGCUCUCUGGAGGCUCCAGAGGAGAUGUCAGCACGGAGGAAAAUGAGGAGGAGGAUGAAAACAAUGACAACACUCGUAGCGUGGGGACUAAUGAAUCUUCGGAUUCCGAGAUCGAGCACAGCCUAGAUUGGGACUCCAAUUUUGACUCUCCCCGUGCGACACAAAAUCAGAGGGCACUGAGUGAGCAGAGGUUGGCGAAGAGCCUGUACAGUCUGGAUGCUGUUGGGAAGAGUAGCCUCGAGGUCAUCUGUCACAAACUGGCCAGUUGUGUGACAGGUGCUAGUGCGGGUCAACUUGAGAUGAUACACCAGAAUCUAACCUGA
This is a messenger RNA of Mycena citricolor, 2661 nucleotides long. The record is from the annotation of a GenBank genome assembly. Lineage: Eukaryota; Fungi; Basidiomycota; Agaricomycetes; Agaricales; Mycenaceae.